AUGGCCCAAGAAGUUCCUACUUUCAAAUUAGUUCUUGUUGGUGAUGGUGGUACUGGUAAAACCACCUUCGUCAAGAGACAUUUAACAGGUGAAUUUGAAAAGAAAUAUAUUGCCACCUUGGGUGUUGAAGUUCAUCCUUUGGGUUUCCACACCAACUUCGGUGAGUUGAAGUUUGAUGUUUGGGAUACUGCUGGUCAAGAGAAGUUUGGUGGUUUGAGAGACGGUUAUUACAUCAACGGUCAAUGUGGUAUCAUUAUGUUUGAUGUUACUUCAAGAAUCACUUACAAAAAUGUUCCAAACUGGCACAGAGACUUGGUGAGAGUUUGUGAAAACAUUCCAAUUGUAUUGUGUGGUAACAAAGUUGAUGUCAAAGAACGUAAAGUUAAAGCAAAGACCAUCACUUUCCAUAGAAAGAAAAACUUGCAAUACUAUGAUAUCUCAGCUAAAUCCAACUACAAUUUCGAAAAGCCAUUCUUGUGGUUGGCUAGAAAAUUGGUUGGAAACCCUCAAUUGGAGUUCGUUGCUUCUCCAGCUUUAGCUCCACCAGAAGUUCAAGUUGAUUCUGAUUUGAUGCAAAAAUAUCAACAAGAAAUGGAACAAGCUACUGCCUUGCCAUUGCCAGAUGAAGACGAUGCUGACUUGUAA
This is a messenger RNA of Lodderomyces orthopsilosis Co 90-125, 645 nucleotides long. It is a transcript of the gene GSP1, whose product is annotated as Ran GTPase. The transcript has a single exon. NCBI's taxonomy places the organism in Eukaryota, Fungi, Ascomycota, Pichiomycetes, Serinales, Debaryomycetaceae. Gene Ontology annotation, cellular component: cytoplasm; nucleus. Gene Ontology annotation, molecular function: GTPase activity; GTP binding. Bases 1 to 645 code for a protein of 214 amino acids. The record is from RefSeq and is a predicted model, not a curated record. Gene Ontology annotation, biological process: ribosomal subunit export from nucleus; protein import into nucleus.